This is a messenger RNA of Bombus impatiens (common eastern bumble bee), 12333 nucleotides long. Its product is annotated as agrin-like. Lineage: Eukaryota; Metazoa; Arthropoda; Insecta; Hymenoptera; Apidae. The transcript is spliced from 27 exons. The record is from RefSeq and is a predicted model, not a curated record. Gene Ontology annotation, biological process: multicellular organism development; cell differentiation. Gene Ontology annotation, molecular function: protein binding; calcium ion binding. The coding region runs from base 1465 to 8229 and encodes 2254 amino acids.
UCGUACCGUGCUUCAGUCGGCCGGCGAACUCGCGUGCCGAGCCUUCGUCCCGGUGACGUUCCUCGUCGUCGACGGCGACAACUGCGUCCUGUACCUCGAUCAGUUAGCCGACACGAUGCAAACGACAUUCCCUCGACGAGGACGCACAUUUUUUUACGCCUGUCGGGUAUCGUAAAGUUCGCGUCAACGUCGCGUCGCUGUCCGCGAUUCAUUCGUUCGUAAAGACAGUUUCGUUUAAAAGUUUCCUUGCGAAGUAGAAACGAUCGUUCGUACGCUCGAUUUUCUCAAUCACCGGUAGACGUUCGAACAGAAAGCGCAUUUCCGAUCAUGAGGAUGCCUAACGAAAGGGUGGCCAAGAUUACGAUAGAUUAAAUAUGACUAUCGUGGACGAAGGCACGAAGGAUUUUAUACCGGAUCAUACGAAAACUUUAUCAGUGUACAGUGGAUGAAGUGACGUUCGAUGGAGUGUAUGUGUAGUGCGUAGAACUUAGCAAACGAAGAACCCUCGAAAUCGUUACCACUCGAACUCGUUGCAACGUCUGGAAAGCGCCAGGAAAGAAAAUCCAUUAACUUCUUCUGUAUUCGGUGCUCGGUGAGAUCCGUUCAAUUUUCUUCAUUAAUAACCCAGUGAGUGUCCGGUGGCCGAAGUUCCGUGAAACUUUUUCCGCCAUGUACGAUCCUACGCUCGCGAUCCAUUAAAGUCCAUUAAGCGUCUGCUCUUGGCACUGCCGGAAGUUGGAAAAAUCUCCGCGGAGGCUUGCUGGCAAUUCUCUUCGCGAGAAACAUCGACACAUUCAUAACCGAACGUAUUUGUCGUAUCCUUACGCAGAGGCGACGAUCCAUCGUUGGCAUGUGUAUACAAACCGGUGGGAAAUAUUACGUCGCAGAAUUCGGUGAGCUUUAUGAGCGGGAUGGGUCGAUAGCAGACUCGUGAUAGCUAUCGUUUAGCCGAUGGUAUUGUUCGGCAGAGAUAUCGCGUUCGACUAUGAGAGCCUAAGGAAAUCGAAAGAGGGAAUCGAAUGGCCUGUCUCAGCUACCGUGUAAUCCAACGUUAACGAGGAAAGGAAAGUAAGGGUCCUGCAGGAUCGGUGAAACGUGUCUGUCAGUGAAAGGACCGGUAGCGGGUCUUUUAUUUUUCGUCGACUUCGUCCUUGGAGAGUGAAGUGUCGUAGAAACGAGAGGGGAGGAUUACAAAAGAAGAAGGACAACGCGUGUUAAUUAAAGAGCAGCAGAGACCAGAGAGAAACGAACAGCCAGCCUGACAGAUUCUGUGUAACUCACCCCCACUAACACCUACGCUUCGUCCAACAACGAAAGCGCGUUAAUCGCGUCCGAAAUGACUUCUCCGUCGAUGUAACGAAAAGGGAUUUAGAACGAGUCGCGCGCGAAUCGUAGUCGAUCGAGCAACACGAGCGGUCGUCGCGGUCGUUCGUCGCUCGAGAUCGAACAUGCGAAUUUCUGAAAAUGCGCAGGACGAGCAGCAACGGUUUGAAGCUCGACCUGACGGAGAACACACCAGGUAGCUCGUUAUCGAGGCUGCCUAAUUUAGUCGAGCAUGCGGAGACCUGCCAGGCGUUGUCCACCGGAACCGGUGAGAAUUUAAGCAGCAAAUUGCCAAACGUGGUCGAAGGCUCGAUGGACUAUGGUAGCGAGCGUAGAUCCUCCCGGUACCUCGAGUACCAAGAUUCUAAGCCGUAUCAGGAUGGCCAGUCGGCAUCGGGGUUGCCCCCGUAUGAGCAGGGCUACCACGAUCAGUCGAGCAGGGGCUACAGAAGCUACGAACGAAAGCCAUACGACAGGGAGGAUAUUGACCGAUACGAUAACAGAAUUUAUCCAGAGGAUAACCUGAGGUACGAUCGUCGGGGGGAUCAGAGAACGUAUCAGGAGUCAGACUUGGACGCGCCGUACGAGAGAAGCGAUGCCCAGAAGCUCAGCAGGACUUAUCCUACGGAACUUCAGGAGGCAGGUGGUAGGCGAUACUCGAGAGAUUUAACAGAUUACGAGUACGCAUCUAGAUACGCGGAAGAAACGUUGAAGCUCGAGCCGAAGAAAGAUCACCAUCACCAUCAUCAUUCGGGCAAAGUGUACGAGCCGACUCCGUCGAAAGGCUAUGAAUCCGGGGUGAAGACGCACGAUUCUGCUUACGAGUUGUCUUGCGCCGCGCAGCAAGACCUUUCCGGCAGAAAAUACGAAAGUAAAUAUCACUCUGUCAGUAAGAUGUACGGGACACUGCCGCGAUACGAAACGGGUAAAUCGUACGAGCCUAGAUCGUACGAGUACGAAGAACAGGCUUACGAAACCGGUGCCAAGCCGUACGACUCGAAGUACGAGUUGACCAGCUCGAAGAGUUACGAGAGGGCCAAAUACGACGGUUCUUCGUCCUCGAGGUAUCAAGAUAAAUCGUACGAUCAAACGUUGAAGAUCGGUGAAUUGGGUUCCUCUUCGUCUGCCGCGUACGCUAGAAAGACUCAGGAUCAAGAGGAGACAAACGCGGAAAAGAUGAACGGAUACAGGAAGAACAAUUUCGAGGCGUACGGCGUUUAUUCGGAUCCCGAGGAUGAUCAUGGAUUCUUGGCCGAGAAAAAGACGCCACAGUAUCCGUACAAGGGCGUAGUAGUGAAUGUUAGCGGGGAGUCGAGCGUCAUUGACCAGAAACGUGGGAAGGAUGGCAGGCAAACGGAAGUCGUCGGAAAUCCUUGGUGCAGGCCUACCAUACUGUUACUCCUUUUGGUCCUUCUUGUUGUUAUCUUCGUGUUCGUCGCUGGAAUUCUACUGUAUCUAAACUAUAUGUCUUACAAGCCGCAGCGUCCCAUUAUCGAGGGUAAGGAUCUAAAUUUCGCCAGUAACAAUGCCGAACCCUGUGAAAAGACGUAUUGUUCUUGGGGUGCGACGUGCGUUGUGUCGGAGAACGGGAAACCUUUGUGCCAGUGUCCAACAGAUUGUCCUUCGACUUCUGAACCUGUCUGCGGCUCCGACAACAUGACCUACACCAACUAUUGCCAUCUACGGAAGACCAGCUGCCUCGAGAGAAAAACUACACGGGUGAAGAAUCAGGGCGCCUGUGAAAUCAAGGACCCGUGUGCGAAACUAAAUUGUACUCAGGGUGCGCAAUGCGUACGAAGCAGAGACGGAAGCAAAGCUUCCUGUGAAUGCUUGGAAUCCUGUCCGAAUUUAGGGGAUCACGAAGGAUCGAGCCCUGUCUGCGGCACAGAUGGGACCGACUAUCCGUCUCUUUGCGAGUUGAACAAGGCAGCGUGCGCGAAGGGUGUUAAUAUCACGGUGGCAUUUCAAGGCAAAUGCGAUCCUUGCGGUAACGUGGAGUGCGUAGAACCGGAAAUCUGUCAGCUGGACGACUCGAGGCAACCUGGCUGUCGUUGCGGUGAGCAGUGCGGCCUUGAGUUCGCACCAGUUUGCGGAAGCGAUGGUAAAACAUACUCGAAUGAAUGCAGCCUCAGGCAGGAAGCUUGCAGAUCGAGAUUAUCGCUCAGGAAGGUCUACAAUGGCGCAUGCAGCUCGGGAAUCAAUCCGUGCGACGAGGCGAAAUGCGGCCCCUACGAACAGUGCGUGAUCAACCGACAAGGGAUCGCGAGCUGCGAAUGCGGUCCGGAAUGCGAACCUGUGAUGAGAGCAGUAUGCGCGCGGGGUGGCAAAACAUAUACAUCGUUGUGCGAGCUGAAGAGACAGGCCUGUUUAACGAAGACUAACAUCGAGGUCGCUUACACGGGAACCUGUGGCUCCAGGGGGCCCUGCUCCGAGAAGAUCUGUCAGUGGGGCGCGAUUUGCGCGGAAACCGGUGGCACAGCGAUUUGCGAAUGUCCAACCUGUCCGGCGGAAUUUCAGCCAGUUUGCGGCGACGAUGGCAUCAGCUACGGAAACGAGUGUAAGCUUCGCCUGGAGGGCUGUAAACAUCGACGAGAGAUCCGCGUGCUUUACCAGGGACUCUGCAAUGGAUGCGAGAAUAAGAAAUGCGACUUUUACGCGGAGUGCGAGAGCGACAGCGCUGGUGAAGCCAAAUGCGUUUGUCCUAGCAAGUGCGAGACCGCGACGAAAGAACCCGUACAGGAGAAAAUUUGCGGCUCCAAUGGUAUAACUUACGCCAACGAAUGCUCUUUGAAGGUGGCCUCUUGCACUUCUCAAACUGACAUCGCUAUUAGUUACGUAGGCGACUGUGAGCUUUGCGCAAGAAUAGAGUGCGAUCAUGGAGCUCAUUGCAUGGCUGGCGUCUGUGUGUGUCCUGAAGAGUGUCCUGAGAGCACUGGAGAACCAGUGUGCGGCAGCGAUGCCAAGACAUACCCGUCGGAGUGUGAAUUGCAAAAGGCUGCCUGUGGAAGGGAUCCUAAAUUGCCGGUCUUGCACGUGAUAUUCUACGGCGAUUGCGGUGAACGAUUCGUUGCAGCACUCACUACGAUGUCGACGCCUGCGGUGGUUCGAUUGGCCACCACCGCGGUUGACGUGACCAGCACUCAGGUACGCGAAGCAUGCAAGAACAUUAACUGCGAUUUCGAGGCUACUUGCGAGCUGGGCCCGGACGAUUAUCCCAGGUGCAGCUGCAAAUUCGACUGCGCCUCGAUUUCCCAAGAAAAUAUGCGCCCUGUUUGCGGCAGCGAUCUAAGGACCUAUUCGUCCCUCUGUGCCAUGAAAAUGGAGGCCUGCCAGAGGCAGCAAGAGCUAAGACCUAGACCUCUCGAUCUUUGCCAAGGUAUGGAAGUGAAACCUUGUAACGGCGAUCCUCCAUUGGUGGAUGCCGAUGGGAAAGAGUACGAUUGCGGUAAUGGUCCAGAACGACGAGAUUGCCCGAGCAACAGUUAUUGCCAUCAGACCACGCGACUAGCUCGAUGCUGCAGAAAAGCUCAAGGAACCCAAGUCGUAAAGUGCUCAGACUCCUGGCACGGCUGCUGUCCGGAUGGCAAAACGGCCGCACGCGGGCCCAAUGGCGCAGGUUGUCCGAGUUUAUGCAACUGCAACAGGUUAGGCAGUGUUUCUGACACCUGCAAUCCAGAAACCGGACAAUGCGAGUGCAAACCAGGUGUAGGCGGUCUGAAAUGCGAUAGAUGUAUGCCUGGUUAUUGGGGCUUGCCUAAAAUCAGCGAGGGACAUCAAGGAUGUAUACCAUGCGGCUGCUCGCUUUUUGGUUCCGUUAGAGAAGACUGCGAACAAAUGACAGGUCGCUGCGUUUGCAAACCGGAUAUCCAGGGCCAGAAAUGUACCAUUUGCACCGACCACAACAAGAUAUUAACACCUACAGGGUGCUAUUCAGCCGAUACGAUACCACCGAUCCCGACGUCUUGCAACGAGCUGGAAUGCUAUUCCGGCGGGCAGUGUUCGGAAAUCGGUGGACCACACUGUGUUUGUCCGUCGUCCUGUCCAUCGGACAUACCGUCCGUGCCGGUUUGCGGUAGUGACGGACAGACAUACGACAACGAGUGUGAGCUCAGACUGUACGCUUGUCGCCAUCAAGCAGACGUGGUCACACAGGCCUUCGGCCACUGCAGAGACGAUCCCAUGGUGAACACGGACUUCCCCGUUAAAAGGUAUACAGCAGUGCAAUAUACCCAACCAGCAGCCGCCAUUUCUCCGUUAUCGAAAUCUACCAGGCAUCUGUUGGUGCCGGAACCGGAUCCUCGCUAUUAUUACACCCACAGGGCGCAUCAAGAAACCAUCACGAUCGACAGGGACAAUUUAAAGCACGGAGUGGCGGCAGCGUAUAGACCAACCCCGGCGACGAUUCGCGUGGUCACCGCGUUGCUCGGCGACCUCUGUACCGACGACAAGGAUUGCACCAUUCCUAACAGCGAAUGCUCCAAUGGAGGUUGCAUUUGCUCGGAAGGAUACGCGGAAACCAGCGACAGACAGGAAUGUUUUGCUAAUUACGUGCCUGUUACACCGACCGAAGAAUUUCGUGCCUGUUUGUCGUAUCCGUGUCACGCGACAUCGACGUGCAUCGAUCUGCCGAGCGCAACGUUCGUUUGCAUCUGUCGUCCAAAUUACACCGGUCUAUUAUGCGACGAGGAGAUCAACAAAAGGGAUUACGAGGUGCCGUCGUUCGACGGCAAGAGCUACGUCAGGAUGAACAGAUUGAAGGCUUACCACAAGUUCAGCGUCGAGGUUGAGUUCAAGACGUACGCUGACAACGGGAUUAUACUUUACAACCAACAGAAGAGCGACGGCACCGGGGAUUUCGUCUCGUUAGCCAUCGUCGACGGACAUGUACAGUUUCGAUACAAUUUAGGGAAUGGCCCUGUAAUUCUUUCCUCGCCUGAAAGAAUUACUAUGAAAACGUUUCAUCGAGUUGCCGCGAAAAGAUAUCACAAGGACGGCGUUUUAAUUUUCAACGAUGGGGAAGAUGUUGCUGGUCAAAGUCAAGGAAUGUUGAAGUCGCUCGAUCUCAACCAAGAUACGUUCGUCGGGAACAUGCCUACUAAUUAUUCUAAGGUUUACGAUAAUAUCGGUACCAACCAUGGGUUCCUCGGUUGCAUACGAAAAUUGAAAAUCAAUCGAAACUUCGUCGAUCUUCAUGUGGGCCGCGAUAAAGAGAUCUUGGAGACUUAUCGUGUGAAAGAAUGCGGAGAGAACGCGUGCGCCAAUCUGCCUUGCCAAAACGGCGCAACAUGUCAGCCCAUCUUCGAGGAAGAUCUCUGCAACGGUCGCGAGUGCAGAAGAAUUCAGAAACGAGGGAAAGGUAAAAACAAGAAUGGCAUGAACAUUGUCAGAUGCAAAGGAUCGCAUUGCAUCUCGAUCGAUCAACGCAGAUCGAAGAAAAACGCGAAGAAACGUUGCGCGGCACCUAAGUGCGAUUACGAUUACGACAUCGAUUACGAGACGAGCUUCGAACAUGGCAAUUACGCAGUGGAGAAAUACGAUCCGCCUGAUUAUAGAUGCAUCUGUCCACCUCAGUUCACUGGCAGAAAUUGCGAAGAGUCUUUAGAUCCUUGUAUAGGCGAACCUUGUCAGCAUGGAGCCACUUGUGAUAUUCUUCCACAAGGUGGUUACGUUUGCAAGUGUCCACCUGGCAGGACUGGAGAACACUGUGAAAUCCUCGACGCUGAGUUAACAGAGCUAUUGAUACCCGAAAUGUCCGGGGACGGUUUCUUGGAACUUCUAUGCCUGGAAGGUGUAGCGAAAGCGUUCUCCAUCGAAUUAUGGUUUCUCACGCACGCCAACGACGGUUUGCUACUUUACAAUGGCCAGUUGAACAACGGACGUGGUGAUUUCAUUAGUCUGAACUUGGUCCAGGGCAAACUGGAGUUUAGAUUCAAUCUUGGAAGUGGUAUCGCCAAUAUUACCUCUCCAGACCCUGUUACGCUCGACACGUGGCAUUGUGUUCGAAUCAGUAGAUUGGGCAGAGAAGGAGUUCUUCAAUUAGACGACGGAACUGUUGCCAGAGGACUGUCCGGAAGUCCGUUAACGGAACUGAAUCUCGAAAUGCCUCUUUAUGUUGGCGGCGUUAAACAUUGGCGAGAAGUUCAUCGACUCGCUGGAGCCUGGACUGGAUUGGUAGGCGCGGUACAAAGACUGAUGGUGAAUGGAAAAACGUAUCAAAAUUUAGCUGUAAACGUUACUCAACAUAAUACGGAAAUCUAUGAUGGUCUACCAUGUCCUAACAACGAGAACCCUUGUCACAAUGGUGGAGUAUGUUUACCUCUGUUAAACAGUUAUCUGUGCAAAUGUGCGAACGGUUACAAUGGUCUCCACUGCGAAUUUUUCAUGGGCUACGAUGUAUCCACGGAAUUAUCCGAAAGGCCAGUGCGUUUCAAGGGCGACAAUUUCUUGCAAUUUAAGCACCGAAACGGAAGAAGACGCAAGGGUCAGCAGUCGAAUAAAUUUGAGCUGAGACUGAGAACAACGCAUCCGGAUGGCUUGAUUGCCUGGGUUGGAAGAGGCAAAAUCGAACAUCUUAUUUUAUCGUUACACGGCGGCCAAGUUCUUCUUACGUACAAGAGCAAGAGCGAGCAGAUAUCAUUGAGGAGCAGGGAACGGGUGGACGAUGGUGUUUUCCAUCAUAUCAGGGCAUCGAGAAGACGAAGAACGUCGAUGAUACAAAUCGACGAUUUCACUCCGGUGAAAGUAUCCACAGAGACCACCCUGUUAACGACAAACGGCAAGCUGUUCGUCGGUGGAAAACCCGGCCAUCGAGGCAUCAAAGGCUGCGUGUCAGACUUCGUAGUGGAUAAACGACGUCUUCAGCUGAACAGGCGGAAGAUCGAGUACUGUCACGACAACGAUGUAUGAUAACGAAUCCCGGAAACGACGAUUGUCAACGUGAUAUCGCCUUUGGCCACGCUUGUCGACUUAACGACGCUUUUGUCUUCGACGAGUUAGCAUCUGCCUAAAACGGACAAAGACGAACGCGAAGGAAAUCGUUGGUGGUGUUCGUUUCUGGGGGAAACGGAGGGAACGAGACACGAGGUUUGAACGAUUCCAAUGAAAACGAAGAAACAGAAAGCGAGAUGGCGGAAAGGAACUGGGCUUGUAACCGACAAGGAGACACGUGAUUCCUGCCAAAGCUGUACGAGAGAAUACAAUGAAAAGGGACCCGCCAAUCGUGCUACAGCAAGGAUAAAUGGCGGAUCCAAUAACAAUAGCAAGCUAACUCGUAUAUUUAUUUUUCGUUGGGGAUAGUAUAGGGAAACAGAGUCCCAUUUGUCGUUCGUUUGCCACAACGAAUGAUCAGACGGUAGAGAAGAGGUGAAUAGGAGGAGCAUCUCUCGUGUUAAAUGCUGAACGUUCUCAUCUAAGGACAAUAAUAUAUUUUUAAGGUGACGAGAUUAAAUAUACAUAUGAAUAAAUAAUAUGUAUGUAUAAAAUUUAACGCGUAUACGUAUAAAUUUGGGGCUAUGGGGAGGAAAUGCUUGUAAAGCAUCGAGUUGAAGCUGAGUGGUAAGAACAGUGGGAUGGGGGGAUUUCCGGGGUCAAAAAUACAGAGACGGGCGUGAAAGGGAUAAAACUCAUCGAUAUUCGUUUAGACGUUACUCUGUAAGUUAAAUAUAUCGAAGCACCUAUAAAUGUUUUACGAUGCCAAGACUGAUUAAUGGGGGAAAGAGAGAACGUAAGAGGAAGAGUUGAGAGAGUUAAAAUAAAUGACAAAAAAAAAAAUAGUUAAAACAGAAAAAAAACAGAAAAACAAAGCGAUAAAUCGGUGUUAUGUUUGAGUGUUUCGGUAGAGAGAUUUAAAUGAUCGUGCAUUAUCAGAAUAUAGAAGAAUGUAUUUUAAAGGACUUGUUGAUUUACGCCAGUAGAGAAAAACGAUAAAAAAGAAAAGAAGAAAAAGAUGAACGAACAAGAUAAAUACACACACAUACACACACGCGCGUACACGUAACACACGUAACAUACAUAAAUAAGAAUUAUACGAACAGAUACGCCGUACAACGUUGUUUCUAGGCAAGCAAGGCUUUUUACAAAUGCGCAAAGGAAUAGAUAUAUAUAUUAUAUUACUAUGAUUAUAUUAUAUAUAUAAAUAUAUAUAUUAUACAUAUGACACUAUAUGCAGAUUACAUUCCAUUUAAUGGACACAGGUACCAUGAUGAAUGUGUAUCGUCGAUCGGUCACGAUCAUCGAUGUAUCGUUACAUUUCGACCCGGUACUAAAGAAUGCAUCGAGCUUGCCUCGAAGACACUCCAUUUCCGUUCGACAAUCUCCAACACACUUGCACGAGAUAGUUUCGCAAUCGAUUCUAAAAUGAUUACGAGCGUGAUCACAGGUUUCUUCUUCAUAUACAGGGUUCACGGAAACGCACGGUCUACCACGAUCGAUUAAAUUGUAAAUGGACUAGAAUCGAAGAAAAUAGAAGAAUCGAAGACAUGUAUGCAUUAAAUAACCGAGAACGAAGUCGAAUCGUUUCCAUCGAGUUGAGUUCCUUCGACGAAUCGAAAGGAAUUCGAAAGGAAGGUGUCUAGAAUGUGGAAACGAAGAUCGUGAAUUUAUACUCGAGAUUUACAAUUCUGAUCGAUUCUAUAAAACACGGAAUACGAUUCGGCGUCUGAAAAUGAUGCGAAAAUAAUAAUAAUAUUAUUAAUUAUAUGAUAAUGUACCGCUUGUGUGUAAUCGAAUGAUCAACGAGAAGGAGUGUCUGAAUGAAAGCUGACGUAUGGUUGAAGAAAGAAAAGUAGAUACCGUGCCGGGAUAUACUACUUGUAAAUAUGAUUAACAUGUGCUGAUCUACGAGUUGAUUAUCGUUUUACUAUCGUGUACUAAAGCUCGCGUAAGCGUGCGCACCUGCAUAAGUCGGACCUAAGAGAAAAUCGUCAGAACGACCUAAUUAUAAUCGCAAUGAUUCAUCGAAUAAGCCUUUUACGACGAAGUUUUUCUUCCUUUUUGUUUAAAUUUCUUUUCUUCCGUCGCUCGUGGAAACGAAACAAUGUCUGCGUCAACGUGUUCUUCCCCUGCUCGUCAAUCCUGUUAACGAUCGCGACAAAAUGUCGAAGACAGCCUAAAUUCUAAUCGUUAAUGGCGACUGCCGAUCUUCGGUCGCAGAAAGAGACGUUAUCGAAGAUUUUUCAACUCGCCUCGUCGAAUAUUUCCAGCGUCGCUCGAUUUAUCGAACGAACAGAAGUUUCAUUUUUUAAUACGAAAACGAAUCGAACUAAUUAGUACGGUUGCCAGUUCGCGAUACUGGAUGCCAUUAAUGAAAAAAUGUCGUAACUUUUAAGGUUGUUUUUUGUGCGCACCGUUUAAAUACGUAAUUUCUAGAACCUAAGCGCCAAACACAAUACAUAUCUUUGACGUGCAUAAGAUCAUAUACAUAUAUUUGUAAAAUCCAUCACGUGGAAUCGAUAUUCUUAUCGACAUGUAAAUAAUGACCAUACAUCGUCUGGAAAUGUUCGACGUUAACUAUGUUGUAAGUAAAGUGAUUCUAUGAAGGAAACGAGCGUCGAUCGACCAAACUAUUGCGUAAUUAUUCAAAAGAAGCGCGUGAAUAUUUUCCUCACCGCUACUACGACGAAUCUUCUAAUGGUUUUUAAACGUAUCUUUUCUAUUAUGUUCUUUCGUUCGAAAGAUGCACACUUAUACAAUUUUUAUAAUGUAACGUCUCAAAGCAAUCAUAUCUAUUUCAUAUCUGUCGAUCUAUAACGGUCGGUGUGCAAAGAAAAUUCUGAAAGGAAAGAGUUCGUUCUCGAAUAAUUAAGCCUUGACUAUAUAAAAAUUGUUCCUCGUUAGAGAAUUCGGAUUGAUCGCGAGCAAUAUUGUCACAUAUCCUCCCUCUUGAAAUGUGAUCCUUUGUAUUCUUCCAAUGAAUAUCGCUGUUCAACAUAUCGAAACGAAUUUGUGGCCAGUAAUGCGUCUCCUGGAAGAACAAGAGAAAAGAAGAAUGUUUUAUUGUAACGAAAAUAGAAAGAAGAUCUGCUUCGAUCGUCGACGUUGCUUUCGCGAAUAUACUGCGUUUUAUAUAUAUACAUAUAUAUCUAUAUAAAAAAAAAGAGGAAGUUAGAUUCGAAACGUAUUAUAAUUAUAUUUCUAUCGAAUGUAUUUGAAUUUGUAAUGGUUAAGAAAGAAAUUCGUAGGUUUCGGUUAUAUAUGUAAGUUAAUUAUUAAAUUUCGACUGUAAUAAUUUUUUGCUACAUCGAAAGGGUUGCUACUUCGUGAAAACAUACAUUGAAGAACAACAAUGGAAGAGAUAGGGAAAUAUUCUAAAAUUUUUAUGUUAUUAUUGCGUGAACUGUGUUCUCAUUGUCGAUCGCAAGUGUUGAACCGCCAUAUCUCAUUUUUUUUGCGGUACAUUGUCAUUAGAUCGUCAAUGUGUCCGACAUUUACGUGCGUGUUAUCGUAAAAACUACGGUGUAUAAUGCGUAAUCGACGGAACGGUACAAAAUAAAACAACAAAGAUGUUAUCUGACUUACUUUACGAAAUCGUUCGACGAAAAAGAAGUUUCACGAUGCUGGUAUGAUUCAAAGAACGGGAGCGUAUACAAGGAGCGAGGAAAAAUUUCAAUCCAUGCCUGAGAAUUACUGCCAACCUAGAUAGAGAUCACAGGAUCGAUGUUUUUGCCUCUAAAGCUUCCCCGUCCCUAAGAAAUUUAUCGACUCGUGAGUCACAAAAUUUUAUAAAACGAGAGAAAUCGAUUGUCCCUAUGAAACACAUAAGAGAGACACAAAAUGAUUUGUCGAGAUUUCCGAUUGUGCGUGCAACAUCGUUCAGUGUCGUUUAUUUCUCACGGAGACUAACACCUAUCGCGGCAGGGCGAUCGUCUGAAUUAGUUUUUUUACUUUGAUACCGUCUUUACUGCGACCAUUCGCCGUUUGCUGACCUAAGUAUUUGUGAGCUACACUGUAUAACAAAAAGUACGCGUUGUAAAGUGACUGUAUAUACAAAAAUAAAUUAUGCGAUUAUCUUGA